Etheostoma spectabile (orangethroat darter) is the source of this 1220-nucleotide messenger RNA. RefSeq names its product meiotic nuclear divisions 1 homolog (S. cerevisiae) (gene mnd1). The transcript is spliced from 8 exons. Bases 191 to 808 code for a protein of 205 amino acids. The record is from RefSeq and is a predicted model, not a curated record. Gene Ontology annotation, biological process: reciprocal meiotic recombination. Lineage: Eukaryota; Metazoa; Chordata; Actinopteri; Perciformes; Percidae. Gene Ontology annotation, molecular function: double-stranded DNA binding. Gene Ontology annotation, cellular component: nucleus.
UGUAGAGUUUACGAGGAGCCGUGAAGGCAGCAGAACCCUCGUCACAGCCUUCCGCGGGAAAUUUGGUUAAAGUCUGUGUGUACGAUUUCUUACUUAUUUGGAUCAUAAACAUAACCACGUCGCUAUAUAACGCCUUGUAAAGCACAACAUUAAUGUUAGUGGACGUUGCUGGUACAGCCAACAUAACAAAAUGUCAAAGAAGAAGGGACUAAGUUUGGAGGAGAAGAGAAGUCGCAUGAUGGAGAUUUUCUUUGAAACGAAGGAUGUGUUUCAGCUGAAAGACAUUGAGAAGAUCGCUCCUAAGACGAAGGGAAUAACUCCCAUGUCUGUGAAGGACGUGCUGCAGAGCCUGGUGGACGACAACAUGGUGGACUGUGAAAGAGUGGGUACGUCCAACUACUACUGGGCCUUUCCCAGCAAAGCCCUGCACGCUCGCAAGAAAAAACUGGAGGAGCUGCAAAGUCAGAUUUCUGAAGCAAAGCAGCGGAAAGAGUCUGUACAGAAAGCGGUUGAAAAAGCGAAAGUAGGACGUCAAGAUACAAAGGAGAGAAGCUCUCUGCUGAAGGAGCUGCAGGCUCUAAAAGAGGAGCGAACUCAGCUGCAGUCCGAGUUGGACAAGUACAGGGAAUGUGACCCAGAAGUUAUUGAGGAGAUGAGAAAGUCAAAUGUUGUAGCAAAAGAAGCGGUUUCCAGGUGGACAGACAAUAUUUUUGCCAUAAAGUCAUGGACAAAGAAGAAGUUCUCUUUUGAUGACAGCCACAUUAAUAAAGCCUUUGGGAUUCCUGAAGACUUUGACUACAUGGACUGACUGCCAGUUUUUCUACCAGAGUUCAUUGUCACAAUAAGUGCAGAACAAAUGUUUAAGAUUUCAGUUUGAAGCAAGUAUACCUGGUCUCAGCAGCGGUUCUAGUUUAUGUUCCGUGUAGUAAUGUGAAAGGCAUAUGUUUGGCCUGGUGUAGGCUUUGAAUAAGGGCAGAUUUUAGUAAUUUUGCUGUGGCAGAUGGAAUUUAUCAGCCGAUAUGUUGCAAUGGUCCAACCAGGAAAGCAAUGCAAUCACUAGUGGCUGUGAAUGGUGAUGGGGUUCUCUGAUGAACAUGUGAUGGAAAGGAAUUAACACUUAACACAUCUGUGUGGCCAAUGAUCUAAUGUAAAUGGUUUAAACAGACUGUUUGGAAUCCAAUGCUUGUGCUCUUUUUCCUACCUUUUUAUUUUUGCUGAAA